UGCUCCACUUCCACACUGCCCAUUUUAAACCUAAAAGUGAGGUUACAGUAGUACAACGCGUGCUGGUUGAAAAUAAACAACUAAAGGCGAAAAUCAUGGGAAGAACUGAGAGGAAAAGAAAGCGAAAACAUUACAUUGAGAAAUUGGACUCUGAUCCCGCAAUAAUAGCUCUAAAAAAAUGGUUGAAAUCCAAUAAUUGGAUGAAUGACACAAAAUUAACAUUAAAAAACUUUCCAAAUACAGGACGUGGUGUAGCGUCAUUAAAUAACUUUAAGAAUAACGAUAUUAUUAUUUGCGUACCAUUUCAUUUAAUGAUAACUUUAAAUACUGUUUUAAAUUCUAAUAUUUUGAAACAUAUUUUAUUUUCACAAACUGAAAUAAAUUUAUGCCAAAUUAAGAUGCAAGAUUUGCUUUCAUUAUUUUUAAUUACACAUAAAAAUGAUUCGGUAUGGAAAAGUUACAUUAACUCUUUACCUGAUGAGCCACCACCUCUUCCCUGGCUUUGUGAUGAAGAAGAUUUAAAAAUGGUUCCCAACGACAUACAAAAUAUAUUAAAAAAAUAUAUAGAAAUAUGUGAUGAAAGUUAUCAACGACUAAAGCAAAUCCUAAAAAACGAUAUUGAGAUAGAAUUUAAAGAAUUUAGAUGGGCUUACUGUAUGGUCAAUUCUAGGGCAGUUUUCGUAAAUCCACAAAUAAUACUAUCGUUAACUAAGUACAAGUCAAAUAUAUUACUAGAUGAUCCAUCAAUGGCAUUAUGUCCGUAUUUGGAUAUGUUUAAUCACGAUUUUGAAGCAGGCACAGAAGCUGAACUUGUUGAAGUCAAUGGGAAGUACUUUUAUUCUUUGAAAACACUAUUUGAUUACAAGAAGAACGAACAAGUUUUCAUAUCUUAUGGACCACAUGAUAACCUGAAGUUACUUAUGGAAUAUGGAUUUUUUAUUCCUGGCAAUAAGUUUGACGUCGUCAAAUUCUCUUUUUCUGAAGUGACAGAAGUGCUUCAAUUGGUACUCGAUGGAAGACAGUAUAAGUUUGUAAAGGAGCACGGACUAACUGAAGAACUUUACAUUGGUUAUUCUGGAAUAUCAUUCAACUUGAAAGGAUUGAUAUUUGUAGGACAAAAUUGUCAACUUAAAAAUUACAAUUGUAUUAUUUAUAGUGACAGUUAUCCAGAUGAUUUUAGCACAUCUCUCAGAAGGUUUAGAAAUGUAUUGUUGGAAUUCAAAUUGUCAAUGUUUGAAAGAGAUAUGUUAAAUUUUAAUUGUAUGUUAAUUAAAAAUGUGUACAUAAAGAAUUUAGAAGAUUAUUUAAGAUAUAGAAUAAGUUUUAUAAAAGAAUUAAUAAAAAAAUAAUAUUUUA
Messenger RNA from Aethina tumida (small hive beetle), 1356 nucleotides. Its product is annotated as SET domain-containing protein 4. The record is from RefSeq and is a predicted model, not a curated record. Gene Ontology annotation, biological process: positive regulation of transcription by RNA polymerase II; peptidyl-lysine dimethylation; peptidyl-lysine monomethylation. Lineage: Eukaryota; Metazoa; Arthropoda; Insecta; Coleoptera; Nitidulidae. Gene Ontology annotation, molecular function: transcription coactivator activity; histone H3K36 methyltransferase activity; protein binding. The coding region runs from base 96 to 1349 and encodes 417 amino acids. The transcript is spliced from 2 exons.